This is a messenger RNA of Folsomia candida, 758 nucleotides long. Its product is annotated as keratin-associated protein 19-2. Bases 147 to 410 code for a protein of 87 amino acids. The record is from RefSeq and is a predicted model, not a curated record. The transcript has 4 exons. NCBI's taxonomy places the organism in Eukaryota, Metazoa, Arthropoda, Collembola, Entomobryomorpha, Isotomidae.
UUUCUUCAAAUUGGCCAAGGAGUAUAUAAACGGGUGAAACGUGCCGUCUCUCAGAAUCAGAAAUCGUUUUGCUCUGCAAACUCUCAAAUCGUAAGAAAAUUACCAAGCCCUUUUUCGACUUUCGAGUCAACAAAAUAUUCUCCAAAAUGGUCAAGAUCGUUGCUAUCGUUGCCCUCUUCGCCUGUGUGGCGCUUGCUCUUGCUGCUGAACCAGCGAAAAAGGACGCCGCUGCAUCUUCGGACCUCCAAACUGCCAAUUCCUUCUAUGGUGGGUACGGUCUUGGCUAUGGGCUUGGAUACGGGGGGUACGGUUAUCCAGGAUUCUACGGUGGAUACGGCGGCUACGGCGGGUAUGGAUACCGAGGUUUCGGAUACCCAGGCUUCUACGGAGGUUAUGGAUUCUACGGAUAAGUUUUUUUUCCUCACAACUACGACGAGCACCCCGAUAAGUAUCACAAAGUAUUCAAUCAAUACACUACCUUUUGCCAUUUUGACAAUCAAUAGCAAUUAUCCAUAGUUCGUUUGUCCCUUUAUUUGUAUGUACAUAUUGGCGUAUUUAUUAUUAUAUGCAAUUGGCCAAAUUUGUUAACUCUUUCAUAUGAACGUGUUUUUUUAUAAUUUUGGUUUUUAAUUGGUAUUUCAAAAAAUGUAUCAUUUACUGAGUCUGCAAGUAUUGUAAAAAAAUUGACACCCCGACAAUAUUGAGAUUUGAUGAAUUUUUCAUUUUGAGUAAUAAAACUAAUUGGUUAUCAACUGAAA